Orycteropus afer afer is the source of this 1584-nucleotide messenger RNA. RefSeq names its product monoamine oxidase A (gene MAOA). The record is from RefSeq and is a predicted model, not a curated record. The transcript has 18 exons. NCBI's taxonomy places the organism in Eukaryota, Metazoa, Chordata, Mammalia, Tubulidentata, Orycteropodidae. Gene Ontology annotation, molecular function: oxidoreductase activity.
AUGGCGAGUCCAGAGAAGGCGAGUACCAGGGGCCACAUGUUCGACGUUGUCGUGAUAGGAGGCGGCAUCUCAGGUCAGUCAGCUACUCAGCUGCUUGUGAACCACCAAACCACAAUGAUCAUUUUAAAAAGCAGGGACUCUUGCUUUGGAUAAUCUUACAAAGUUAGGAAUGAGCAUGUUAAUUAUGUAGAUGUUGGCGGAGCUUAUGUGGGACCAACUCAGAACAGGAUCUUACGGCUGUCUAAGGAGCUGGGAUUGGAGACUUACAAAGUGAAUGUCAAUGAACGCCUUGUUCAGUAUGUCAAGGGGAAAAUUUAUCCAUUUCGAGGUGCCUUCCCACCAGUGUGGAACCCUAUUGCCUAUCUGGAUUACAACAAUCUAUGGCGAACAAUGGAUAACAUGGGGAAAGAGAUUAGAACUGAUGCUCCAUGGGAGGCCCCACACGCCGAGGAAUGGGACAAGAUGUCCAUGAAAGAUCUCAUCGAUAAAAUCUGCUGGACAAAGACUGCUAGACAGUUUGCUUAUCUCUUUGUGAACAUCAAUGUGACCUCUGAGCCCCAUGAAGUUUCUGCCCUUUGGUUCUUGUGGUACGUGAAGCAGUGCGGGGGCACCACUAGAAUCUUCUCAGUUACCAACGGGGGCCAGGAACGGAAGUUUGUGGGUGGAUCUGGUCAGGUAAGCGAAAGGAUAAUGAAACUUCUUAAGGACCGAGUGAAGUUGAGCCAUCCUGUCAGCUAUGUUGACCAGUCGGGUGAUACCAUCUUCGUAGGGACGUUAAAUCAUGAAGUCUAUGAGUGCAGAUAUGUAAUCUGUGCCAUCCCACCAGCCUUGACUUCUAAGAUACACUUCAAACCAGAACUUCCAGCAGAAAGAAACCAGUUAAUUCAGCGCCUUCCAAUGGGGUCUAUCAUUAAGUGCAUGAUGUAUUACAAGGAGGCCUUUUGGAGGAAGAAGGAUUACUGUGGCUGCAUGAUCAUUGAAGAUGAGGAAGCUCCAAUUUCAAUAACUCUGGAUGACACCAAGCCAGAUGGAUCACUGCCUGCCAUCAUGGGCUUUAUCCUUGCCAGAAAAGCUCAUCGAUUUGCUAAACUCCAAAAAGAAGCAAGGAAGAGGAAAAUCUGUGAGCUGUAUGCCAAAGUGCUGGGAUCCCAGGAAGCUUUACAUCCUGUACAUUAUGAAGAGAAGAACUGGUGUGAGGAGCAGUACUCUGGGGGCUGCUACACUGCAUUCUUCCCCCCUGGGAUCAUGACUCAAUAUGGAAGGGUGAUUCGUCAGCCAGUAGGCAAGAUUUUCUUUGCUGGCACUGAGACAGCCACACAGUGGAGCGGUUACAUGGAAGGAGCAGUCGAGGCAGGGGAGCGAUCAGCUAGAGAGUUCUUAAAUGCUGUGGGGAAGGUAGCAAAGAAAGACAUCUGGGCUCAAGAACCUGAAUCAAAGGAUGUACCAGCUGUGGAAAUCACCCGCUCCUUCUGGGAGAGGAACUUGCCUUCAGUGGAAGGCCUGUUGAAGAUCAUUGGAGUUUCAUCAUCAAUAACUGCCCUGUGGAUUGUGAUGUACAAAUUUAAGCUGCUGAGCCGACCCUAA